Messenger RNA from Cotesia glomerata, 1463 nucleotides. RefSeq lists its product as uncharacterized. Lineage: Eukaryota; Metazoa; Arthropoda; Insecta; Hymenoptera; Braconidae. The transcript is spliced from 2 exons. The record is from RefSeq and is a predicted model, not a curated record. Bases 613 to 1449 code for a protein of 278 amino acids.
GUCAAACAUCUAAGUUAUCCCAGAAAUCUUUGGAAAGUAAUACUUCUCGUAUAAUCUCUGAUUAUGAAGAUGAAAUUCCAAAACAACAAGUUCCUAAAAUUGAUCUAAUGACACCAGAACUUGCUGCGGCUUUGGAUAGAGCUAAUGUGAGUAGUAGGUCGGCGACUUACAUUUUUGCUGCUUUAUUAUCUAGCCUAAAUAUUGAUUGUGCAAGCGUAAACUUCAGUCAUUUGACUAUUCACCGAGCACGGGAAAAAUUUCGCAAAGAAGCGACGUUAAAUCUGAAAACUAAUUUGGAAACUGAUAAUUAUGUGCUACAUUUUGAUGGAAAACUGUUGUCAGAUAUUACAGGUAUAGAACAAGUUGACCGGCUUCCUAUUAUUUUAUCAUCAUCAGGUAAAUUUCAACUGUUAGGAGUCCCCAAACUAGAAUCUGGAACUGGACAAAAUCAAGCUUCAGCUAUUAUUACAACAGUAAAACAAUGGAAUAUUAAUACUGAUAACAUCAAAGCAUUGUGUUCUGAUACUACAGCGUCAAAUACGCUGUAGUAUUUUGGAAGUUAUAACACCAAUCAAAGAUGAAAUUUUGAAAUUCGUUAAUAAUCAAAUAGAAAUGGAUCAUUGUCGUGACGAUUACCGUGAACUCCUGCAAUUAUCAUCGAUAUUUUUGAGUGCUACUACCACAAAUAUUACAUUUAAGCGUCCUGGAGCCGUCCAUCAUGCAAGGUGGAUGGCUAAAGCAAUAUAUAGUUUAAAAAUUUUUUUAUUUAGAAAUGAAUUUCAUCUUACUAAAUCAGAAAUAGCUGGAUUACGAGAACUUAGUUUAUUUAUCAUAAUAUUCUAUUUAAAAGCUUGGUAUACUGCGCCGUGCGCUAUAGCAGCACCUAAUAAUGAUUUAACUUUAAUUAAAGAAUUAAUUUCAUAUAAAAAAUUUAAUAAUACUAUUUCACGGGCAUGCUCAGAAAAAUUAGCCGAUCACUUGUGGUAUUUAAAUAACGAGUUGUCUGUUUUAUCUCUCUUUGACGAAACUGUUUCAGUUGAAACAAAAAGAAGAAUAGUUCAUGCUUUAAAAAACUGUGAAACCAAUGAAACUACAACGAGUCGUUUUAUAAUCGAUAAGAAAAAUUUAGAGUCAUUAUUAAAUAAAGAUCUUAGUCAAUUUGUAUCUAUGAGAUCGAUAAAUCUGUUUAAAUCGUUUGAUUUGUCGUAUGAUUUCAUUGAUGAGGAUGUAACUUUGUGGCCUCAGAAUCUAAAUUACAAAAGAAACUUGGAGUAUUUUGAGAAACUUCGAGUUGUAAAUGAUGUAGCAGAACGCGGCGUGGCAUUGAUAGAGCAGUAUAAUCGAUGCUUAACGAAAAAUGAAGAACAGCUUCAGUAUUUAUUGCAAGUAGUGACAGAACACAGAAAACGAUAUCCUAAUUGCAAUAAAAAUAAUUUUAUAAAACUGUAAUAUUUUCAAGUUAG